AUGGAUCCCUCCCUCCCUCAAAAGAAAAAGCAAGUCCAGCACAAAUCCCACCCAGAAUCCAGUAGCCACCAACCCUCAACAACACCCACGACGUACCAACAAGCCAACAGCAACCAAAACCGCAAUUUCCUCGCCGUCUACCCAGAACCCAGCAACACCGAACCCUCACCCGCACCCAUGACCUACCACGAAGCCAACCCCAGCCGCAGGCAUAACCGCACCACGCUCCCCAUCCCCCCCUCUCCCCUGCACCGCCUCCGCUCCUUCUCUCCCAGCCGUCUGCGCAACCUCUUCCGCUCCUCCGACCGCUCCCACUUCCCCCUCCUCGCCCUCCCCGCCGAGCUCCGCAACCAAAUCUACGCCCACGCCCUCACCCCCUCCACCACCGCCUGCGCCAUCUCCAUCCACUCCCGCAAAACCGCCCCCUCACCCCUCUUCGCCGUCUCGCGCCAAGUCCGCCACGAAGCCCUCGACGUCUUCUACCGCACCUUCUACCACCUCCAGCGCUUCCACGCACCGCACCCCUACCGCACCUUCGCCGCCUUCGCCUCACACCUAGGGACAGACCGACUGAAAGCGCUACGGCAGAUCAGCGUCUCGCUGCCCGCCGAGGGCUACCGCUUCGAUGUAGACGAGGUGCUCGCGACGCUGCCGCAGCUGCGGACUGUGGAGGGGCGGAUCGAUGAUAUGUUUGUGACGGCGUGCGGGUGUACGCGGAGGAUACGGUGUCGGUGCGGGGCGCCGUAUUACCGGGAUUGGAGAGCGGUUUUGGGGGAGGUGGAGGAGUUUAGGGUGCUAAGGGAGUUGGUGGGGAGGGGGGUAAGGGUGCGGGUGUUGUGGAAGACGCAAGAGAGGGAUGAGGAGGGGGCGUGGUUGGUGCGGGAUGAUAUGUACAGGACGUUGCAGCAUAGGAGGUGGUUGGGGGAGGUGGAGGAGUGGGUUGGAUGUUAG
Messenger RNA from Mytilinidion resinicola, 951 nucleotides. RefSeq lists its product as uncharacterized. NCBI's taxonomy places the organism in Eukaryota, Fungi, Ascomycota, Dothideomycetes, Mytilinidiales, Mytilinidiaceae. The transcript has a single exon. The record is from RefSeq and is a predicted model, not a curated record. Bases 1 to 951 code for a protein of 316 amino acids.